Pestalotiopsis fici W106-1 is the source of this 939-nucleotide messenger RNA. Its product is annotated as Mitochondrial DNA replication protein YHM2. Gene Ontology annotation, cellular component: mitochondrion. Gene Ontology annotation, biological process: alpha-ketoglutarate transport; mitochondrial citrate transmembrane transport. Lineage: Eukaryota; Fungi; Ascomycota; Sordariomycetes; Amphisphaeriales; Sporocadaceae. Gene Ontology annotation, molecular function: tricarboxylate secondary active transmembrane transporter activity. The record is from RefSeq and is a predicted model, not a curated record. Bases 1 to 939 code for a protein of 312 amino acids. The transcript has 6 exons.
AUGACAAUGUCAAUGAAACUUGAGCCAGUGUCCGCGCCACUGCCGGGAGUGCCCACGAAGCGGCAGACUCCCUGGUCGAACCUCGCUGUUGGAGCCAUGAUACAGAUUUUUCAAUCAUCGUCGCUUGGUCAACCUUUCGAGGUUCUAAAGACCCACGUUGCAGCUCAUAGAAGCGAUACGCUUCGAGAGGCCAUACAAAAGACAUGGGCACGAGGAGGCAUAGCUGGAUUUUAUCAGGGAUUGAUCCCUUGGGCUUGGAUAGAAGCCUCGACCAAAGGUUCUACCCUGAUAUUGGCAUCCGCUGAAGCUGAAUACUAUUCCAAGACGUACCUCAACGCAAGCCCUGGUGCUGGUGGAGUGAUAGGAGGUGUUGCUGGAGGAGCGGCACAAGCCUACGGUUCCAUGGGUUCCACAACAUGUAUGAAAACUAUUGAAGUUACCCGUUCAAAGAACGUGCAACUUGGAGUAUUGGAUCGUAGCACCACGGCGAUAUUUGCAGACAUUCUUAAGACACAGGGCAUUCGCGGUAUAUAUCGAGGUGUCAAUGCCGUUGCCCUUCGACAAAUCACGGGCUGGUCCUCCAGAAUGGGCAUCUCAAGAUUCAGCGAGGAGAAGAUCAGAGCAUUGAGGGGUAAGAAGAAGGGUCAAAAGACGUCUUUUGCUGAAAAGAUUCUGGCAUCAUCUAUUGGUGGCGCACUUAGCUGCUGGAAUCAGCCUUUCGAGGUCUUGCGGGUAGAAAUGCAGUCCAUGACCAAAGACCCCAAGCGACCAGCGAAUAUGACGAUGCUAUCCACUGCAAAGUAUAUCACUCAGACCUCUGGCCCUCUCGGUCUCUUCCGUGGCAUAGUACCAAGAAUAGCGGUUGGUGUUUGGUCGACUAUUUGUAUGGUUGGGUUUGGGGACAUGGCCAAAGAAGCAAUGGCUUCUUUGAAUCGCUGA